UCUCUCUUGGGGCGUUGUUUUCUUCUCCUUGAGGGUUCGAACCAGGGGCCGGUGUCGCCGUCUCGUUCUACUCUUCUAAUUUUUAAGCGGCUAACUACUGAGCAAUCCAGAACCGGAACAUUUUCUCUCUCGUAGUAACUCAUGGCAGCUGCGGCUACAACGUCGGUGGUGCCGGCUAACCGCCGGCGGAUUAUGAAUCCGCAGGAGGAUAUGGAGUUCGAGACCACCGAAGGAAUAGAGCCUAUCUCGAGCUUCGAGAACAUGGGUAUCAAGGAGGAUCUGCUCCGAGGCAUCUAUGCAUAUGGCUUCGAGAAGCCCUCGGCAAUCCAGCAGCGAGCCGUUAGACCUAUUAUUGAAGGGCGAGAUGUUAUCGCUCAGGCCCAAUCUGGUACUGGCAAGACGUCUAUGAUUGCUCUCACCGUUUGCCAAGUCGUCGAUACUUCUAUUAGAGAAGUCCAGGUGUUGAUCGUGUCACCAACAAGAGAAUUGGCCUCCCAGACUGAAAAGGUUAUCUUGGCUAUUGGAGAUUACAUAAAUAUACAAGCUCAUGCAUGCAUUGGAGGUAAAAGUGUAGGUGAAGACAUACGGAAGCUUGAGUAUGGGGUUCAUGUGGUUUCUGGAACUCCUGGACGAGUUUGUGACAUGAUAAAAAGGAGAACAUUGCGAACUAGAGCCAUCAAAUUGUUAGUCCUUGACGAAUCUGAUGAAAUGUUGAGCAGAGGGUUCAAGGAUCAGAUCUAUGAUGUGUAUAGAUAUCUCCCUCCGGAGCUUCAGGUUGUCUUGAUUUCUGCCACCCUUCCUCAUGAAAUAUUGGAGAUGACAAAUAAGUUCAUGACAGAUCCUGUAAGGAUCCUCGUAAAACGUGAUGAAUUGACUUUGGAGGGCAUCAAGCAAUUUUUUGUGGCUGUUGAAAGGGAAGAUUGGAAGUUUGAUACUUUAUGUGAUCUUUAUGAUACCCUCACCAUCACACAAGCUGUUAUUUUUUGCAACACCAAGCGGAAGGUUGACUGGUUGACUGAGAAAAUGCGUAACAACAAUUUCACUGUCUCAUCAAUGCAUGGGGACAUGCCUCAGAAAGAAAGAGAUGCGAUCAUGGGAGAGUUUCGUGCUGGUACAACUCGUGUACUUAUCACAACAGAUGUUUGGGCUCGUGGUCUUGAUGUGCAGCAGGUCUCUCUAGUGAUAAACUAUGACCUUCCAAAUAAUCGAGAGCUUUAUAUUCAUCGUAUUGGUCGAUCUGGGCGCUUUGGACGCAAGGGUGUUGCUAUUAACUUCGUCAAGAGCGAUGACAUCAAGAUCCUGAGAGAUAUUGAGCAAUAUUACAGUACACAGAUUGAUGAAAUGCCAAUGAAUGUUGCUGAUCUCAUAUAAAUUGCUUUUGGUGUGCGUUGUGCUGGGUGAAGUGGAUUUGUCAUGCCUUACUUAGGGAGUAGUGUUUUAAUGUGGGUAUCUUAAAUUGGGUGAGUUUAUUUUGUUUAUGCGCUGACAUCAGUAUUUUUGUUUAUGUGCUUCUAAACUUACCAGUUGAUGAGUUUAUUCCCCCUAUACAUGGAUAUACCAGAGUGGCAGCUGCUUUUGUUCAUUUGGCUGUGAUUGAUGUAUAAAUUUAGAUUGUGGGACAAGUUGCAUUCUCUGGCUAUGUUGCCCAUGACAGUUGAAUGUAAUUUAAGCUUUAUGACAGGUGCUGAUGAUAUUUUUUUCA
Molecule: messenger RNA, 1702 nt
Organism: Prosopis cineraria
Lineage: Eukaryota; Viridiplantae; Streptophyta; Magnoliopsida; Fabales; Fabaceae
Product: eukaryotic initiation factor 4A-3
Exons: 8
Coding region: 142-1371 (409 amino acids)
Cellular component (GO): nucleolus; catalytic step 2 spliceosome
Molecular function (GO): RNA helicase activity; ATP binding; mRNA binding
Source: RefSeq, a predicted model, not a curated record